Molecule: messenger RNA, 2883 nt
Organism: Porites evermanni
Lineage: Eukaryota; Metazoa; Cnidaria; Anthozoa; Scleractinia; Poritidae
Source: the annotation of a GenBank genome assembly
AUGCAGGUCUUUUCACCACAUUCCACAUCACUUUAUGUAAGCUGGAAUGAGGUGCCCGAUGCUUACAAAAAUGGUAUUAUAAGAGGAUACAAAGUUUACUACAUAGAGGUGAAAAAUGGCUCCAGUGUUACCGAAAACCUCCCUUCCGGACAGCGAUGGCUCCGAAUUGAUGGAUUAAGAAAGUAUACUUUAUACAAUGUCACGGUGUUAGCUUACACAGUAAAAGGAGACGGAGUGGUAACAAGUAAAGAACAUAAGACGGAUCAAGAUGGUAUGUCUGUUUCCUAGGAGACACAUUAACAUUUAUUUUUCUCUAGGACCCCUUCACCUCGGAUCAUUCAUCGGCGACAAGUUAAUGUCAGGCCAUUCAAAUGUGCAGUCUCUGCGUUCGACGUAGAAGAACGCACUUGCAUUAUGCCACAUUAGAAACGAGAGGGAACUGUGCCGAGUUAACGUUCGUAAAGACUUCUGGGACUGUUAAUAGGCCAAUAGCUGACUUCAGCGGCUCGUCCUCGGCAACAAUCCCAUAAGUCUGCGAUAGUUAAGUCGAUCCAUUUUCUUUCUUGUUGUAUGGGAGAAAGGUGAACAGGUCCGAGUCGAGGGACACUGCAAAUUUUAUACUGCGAAAUGCCAUCAUCAAGACAGAGAGAGAACCUGAAAUCGAGAGUGGUCGAACGCACUCUGUAAUCUUUAAUAUUACCUAAUUUUAGAUUUAUUUUCCCUAUGGUGAUUUAAUAUUUUCAGUGUUAACAAACGCAUGAACAAUGUGGAUUCGAGACUCCUUGGUUCUCGCGUUUAAGUUUCUUCAUUAGCAGUUAACCUAGCUGAGAUUUCUCUCCUUCAAUUUGGCUGACGGCCCAAAUUAAAUCUCUUAAAAAAUUAAUUUUACACCGGUGAUAAUUCACCGCCAGCCCAGUGACAGAGUUUCUUUGAAACUAACCCCUUCACCCAAAUUCAUAACCCUUUGGACUCUUGAACAUGGUCUGUCCGCUACAAUUAUAGAAGGACCCUAAUUUUGUAUCUAUUCUAACAAUAACGAAGCUCUUGUCAAGCAGUGAAUGUUUACUUUGCGUUGAUUGCUUUUCUUAAAACUUGUAAAUAUUUGCAGUUCCAGACGUACCCCCGCUCAACGUAGAAGCUGACAGUACUUGGACAACCUAUUCAAUUCCCCUGAGGUGGACCCGCAUUCCUUCGUACCUACUAAACGGAAUACUUACCGGUUAUAGAAUACGAUAUCAAGCUAUAGAAAUAGGCCAAUUGUCCUACGAGGAGAACCCCAGGGAAGUGAUUGUCCCCGCAGAAAGUGUAUCUACCGUACUGACCGGACUAGAGAGCUUUGCUGUGUACCGUAUAGAAUUGACCGGGCUGACAGUAAAGGGAGAUGGUCCAAGUGAAGUCAUUACAGCAGGUAAUCAGUGUUUGGCCGGUAUUAACAAUCGCAGGUUAUCAUUGGUGGACAAGGGGAGGGUGGCGAACGGGGACCCCACGUAGGUGAGGUAACCUGCCUGUUCAUAUAAUCUCUCAUUUUAAUGUGAUCGCAAUUACAUGAUAGGUGGAGGGACCCGGCACAUGUUACCUCACCUACCUGGGCUCCCCCACCUUCAUGUAAACAGGCCCUUAGUGUCCUUAGCUCCCACAAGUCUCCUGUGGCUCAGUGGUAGAGCAUCUGGACUAGUACCCAGAAGGCCGUAGGCUCGACCCCUCUUGGGGAGUACCGUAAUGAUUCGAUUUAGCGCCCUCCUCCCAAUAAGGCGCCCCUAUUCUAAUAAGCGCCAUUCUAAAAAUUCAUUGGAACAAGCAGCAUUUUUUAUGUAAGUGACACUGUCGAAGCUUUCGGUGCGGAAAUAGAUUAAAAUUCCCUCACGUUAGCUGAGCAUUCACCGUAGAUUUGUUACUGUUACAGUUUCUGUUAUUGUUCCUUUUUAAAUAAAUAUUAUAGUUUUGUCUUGAACAUUCGGUUGUUUCUCAAAAAAGAAAUAAGCGCCCUGUCUCGAAUAAGCGUCCUCCGUUGAGGCACCAAAAGUAAAUAAGCGCCCUGGGCGGUAAAUGAAAUCAGUACGGUACUUCUUACUUACUUACCGAACUACCUGCGUCACUGACUGAAAAAUCAUCUCUCUAAUCAUGUUCCCCUUGACAAGCUAUUUUUCUAAUAAUUAUCUUUAUAGAGACAUGUCGAUGUGUGAAGCGCCUUACAGCAAACUGGAUGUUACUCGCCCCUUACGUUACCAAGCCGAAUGGCAACCAAACAGAUAAUAUCCCAGGCGGUCUGGUGUCACCAUUUGUCAAUGACAUGGCAAUAUCUUGCUGUCAGUCUUGCAAGACACACGGGGAGUCUUACAUCGACUACGAGCUCAACGCCAUGGGCGAGGAAUCCCUUAAAAAAUCUGAAGACGUUUUCCGUAGGUGCGUGUGCAUACAUAUAACUUGUGAUCACGCUUAUUUACACGACCUUCCCUUGCUUUAUAAGGUCUUAUAAUUUAGAAUUUAGUUAGUCUUGAGGUAAAAAACAAUAUGAGUGGUUUUUGGCCUCUGCCUGAUAUUUUUUACACCGUUUUUCCCACCAAUCCUUAUAUGACAUAAUAGCAGCAAAACCACAGACCCAUUGGCUGGUUUCUUAUCUCUUUUGUUACCCUCAAUUCUUUUCACAGGAAUAUCCUUCAUUCAAACGACUUCAGCUUUCCUGUUUAUGGUUACAAACUACAAGACAAGUUCAGACACGAGUUUGGUUACUUGGGAAUCGUGGAAUCUCCUGGUAUAGCGUACGUCAUCAACACAAAUUACGGUGCCAAUAUGUCUACGUCUCUCGUGAAUUCUGUAUUUGCAAGCUGGCCUCUUGCUUUGUUCAGCAUCUUCCUUGCCUACAUAGCUGGAUACGUUAUUUGG